Electrophorus electricus (electric eel) is the source of this 1844-nucleotide messenger RNA. RefSeq names its product solute carrier family 66 member 1 (gene slc66a1). Lineage: Eukaryota; Metazoa; Chordata; Actinopteri; Gymnotiformes; Gymnotidae. Gene Ontology annotation, cellular component: membrane. Gene Ontology annotation, molecular function: basic amino acid transmembrane transporter activity. The record is from RefSeq and is a predicted model, not a curated record.
CUCAACCUUGUUUUGUUCCCUUGUUUUGUGCUUUGCUGUAGGACAUUGGACUUAGUCACUUAACUAACCGUAGCUUAUUUAUUUUCAUUUUUGGCAGCAUCUGCCUGUUUCAUGUAAUAUCAUUUUAAGCCGAUCGUCGUCUAGAUCGAGUUGUUUUUUUUUUUUUUUUUUUUUUUUUAAAGGACUCUUACCUGUGAGUCCUGCGGCUAAAUCUUCCUUAGCUGGCGUCAAAUAGCUAACGCUAGUUAGCGUUAGCUAGAUAAAGAGGAUUUAUACACAGGACUCGACGGCAAUGUCGGAUGCAAUCCGUUUUCGCCAGUCCAGUGGAGAUGGAAACUUAAGUUCUCUCUGCCCCAACGGUACUGAAUGGAUUUGGCACGGACUUGGGGAAUGUGUCCGAGAUGCCAGGGAUAUAGCCAGCGUGAUUCUGGGACUAUUGUCCUUGGUCUGCUUUAUGGUGUCCUCUCUUCCGCAGUACUACAGGUCCUGUAAGACUGGGAAUAUGGACAGCGCUUUGUCUAUUUUUUUCCUGUUGCUGUGGCUAGCAGGUGACACUUGUAAUCUUAUUGGCUCUGUCUUGGCUGAACAGCUUCCUCUUCAGAUAUACACUGCGGUGUACUAUGUCUUCGCUGACCUUUUGAUGUUGAGCAUGUAUUUCUACUAUUCGACGAAGAACAGACUUGCUAUCCACAGAAACAGAAGGUUGAUGAAUGUUGCUGGGGUGCUGUGCGGGCUUGGAAUCUCGGCAUCUAUGCUGCAGCUUUCCCCUGCCCCUGCCCCUGGUCCUGGUCAUGCUUCUGGCCCUCACCGAACUCUGCUGUCUCUGGAUCAACAAGCCAUAGAGGCUUUCAGCACUAAAGAGACCAUCGGCUUUGUGAUCGGCUCUUUUUCUUCACUACUCUACCUGUCCUCCAGGUUGCCACAGAUCUACACAAAUUUUCGGAGGAAGUCAACAGAAGGCGUGUCAUACUUCCUGUUUGCGCUGGUGAUUCUAGGCAACUCCACCUACGGGCUGAGCGUGCUCGUAAAGAACCCUGAUGAGGGUCACAGCGAGAGCAGCUACAUUGUCCACCACCUGCCAUGGCUCAUUGGCAGCCUGGGCACUCUCUUUCUUGACCUUGUGAUAUCUGUGCAGUUUGUGAGGUACAGAAAGCCUUCACAGGAGAGCCACCAGGGAGAUGAAGAGGCUGCCGCCCUCCUUUCCAGCUGAAUCUCCGCGUACCUCGUUGGCUGCGUACAGGCAGCUGACCCCCUGGCGACCUCUACGCUCACGUUCCUCAUACUCGAGCACUAAUGUCCAUUACCAGUUUACUCUUCCCAUUUGUGGUUUUCCCAUAAGUUGUAUAUUAUUGGAGGGUAUUUGUAUGACUUGAAGCUGUGUAAGACUGCUACUGUAAUGAUUGCUGAAUUGAUUCAAAAUCCAAGGCCAAGGAGACCUUCUAUACACAUCUGUCUUGUAUUGGUGUUUCAUGUUUUGCACAAAACCUUUUAUUCCCACUAUUUACAACAAUAGUGCAAUAUGUUUGUUUACAAGAACAAUGGUGCCUUCUCAAGGAUGUGGAAAAGUCAUAUGCCCUGUUAAAGAUCACGUCUUCUUUGUCGUUAUGACUGAGUACUGUUAGCAAUGCUUGUUUAGUCAGUGGGUUUUAAUUACCAUUGAAAGCUUAAAUUUUGGCCUUUUAGAUUUUUCUUUUUUUUGUCAUCUUGACUUUUUUUGUAACUUUAAAAUUAAAAUUAGUUUAUUUUUAUAAUAAUUGUGUCUAGUUUAAAAUGAAUUGUCUUGUUCUGUCAUACAUCAGUGAAAGCUGCUCUAUGAAUUUUACUAAAGAUAUUUUUGCAGCUGA